AUGCUCAAGCCCUUCGUGGUCGCAGCGGCCCAGCUUUCGGUCUCUCCCUUUCCCUCCGUCGCCGAUAAUCUCGCGACUCACCUUCACUUCGUCCGCCUCGCCGCCGAGAACGACGUUCAGCUACUCGUCUUCCCCGAGUUGAGCGUGACGGGUUACUCCCUCAAGCUCUCCAAAGAGGCUAUCUUCACGGUCGAUGACGCACGGCUGGACGAGCUGCACGGGGCUUGCCAGGAGACAGGCGUAACAGCUUGUGUUGGCGUGCCAAUGCUUGCCGACACGAUUGACGGCACCCACAUCGCCAGUAUUGUCCUACAUCCCGGCGGAUCCCGACACGCGCACACGAAACGCUUCCUCGAUUCCUCCGAAAUCGCCUCCUUCGUUCCCAGAACAGGCGGUCCUCUGCUCGACUUCCCGUCUGCGUCUGAGCAUACCGAACGCGUCGCUCUCGCCAUCUGCGCCGACACUUCCUGUCCGCUCCACCCGCUGUCCGCCUCUCAAGCAGGCGCGACAGUCUACGCCGCCGGAUCCAUCAUCUCCUCCGCGUCGUACGGCGCCGAAUCUGCACGAUUAGCGUCGUAUGCGAAGCAUUAUGGAAUGGCAGUCCUGCUGGCGAAUCAUGCGGAUGGGCGAGGGACGGGAGGGUACGAGACUAAAGGAGGAAGUGCGGUUUGGGAUGAGGAGGGUAAGGUGGUGGUGCGAGCGGAGAACGGCGAAGGCGAAGUACUUGUGGUCGCACGUAAAAGCGCAGAACGAGGCUGGGCGGGCGAAGUCAUUGCAUUGUCGUGA
This is a messenger RNA of Rhodotorula toruloides NP11, 786 nucleotides long. RefSeq names its product nitrilase/cyanide hydratase and apolipoprotein N-acyltransferase. Bases 1 to 786 code for a protein of 261 amino acids. The record is from RefSeq and is a predicted model, not a curated record. The transcript has a single exon. Gene Ontology annotation, molecular function: N-carbamoylputrescine amidase activity. Lineage: Eukaryota; Fungi; Basidiomycota; Microbotryomycetes; Sporidiobolales; Sporidiobolaceae.